CACCCCCUCCAAAGUCCACUCGGAACAACGCCCCGCUGCCCCAGGCCGGGGGAGCCGGCGCCCCCGGCUCCAGCUGGGCCCCCGGUGAGCACGUGGGCACCCCCCGCCCCUGCUCCCCGCCCUCCGCUAGGACGUGCUGGGCCGGCCACCCUAUCCCCGGCUGACCUUCUAUCCCCUGCUCCCCGCACCCCUCCGGGAAGCCUCUGGCCCCCGGGGCUUUCUCGUGGGGUCUGUGGCAGAUGUUUGUGGGCCGGCCCCGGGGGCUGCCUAGUUCUUUCUGACAAACCCGCUCUGUGCUGGUAAGCCCAUGGCAGCACCCAAAGACCAACUCCGGAACCCCUCUGUGCUCGUCGGCCCUGGGUGGGGGGUGGGGGAGCCAAUUGCUGGCCCGAGAGGUCCGUAGCCCGACCGGCCCACUAGCCAGCCAGGGAACCUAUUUUACGGCCAAAUAGGUUCCUUUUCCUCAUCCCGGAAGAGCUGACUUCGCUCUGGGGCAGCUGAACCCGAACCUCUGUCACAUGCCUUUAGCAUUUCGAAUGUAAAAGUUAAGGACGGUCUUUGUGUCACUCUCCCCUGCCCCCAUGCUCUCUUCCUGCUUACCUCCCCUCCCCCCCAAGAGGCAGAAGUAUAAAAUGUCCCUUUUUAAAAGGCCCAGAUUGACUUCCUGCCUGGCAAUCAUUGCCCUAUUAUCAUCCAUAUAAAUUCCUCCUAUUGUUCCGUGGCCUAGAAAAGUAUUCUUAUCUUUCAUCGUUCUGACUUAACUCCUUACACACUGAAAAUUGCUCUACACUGGGAUUUUUCCUUCGCUUUUUUUCCUUUGCUUUGCUUUCCCUGGGCCAGCAGUGACGGGUUUAGCCCCUUCAGCCUCACCCCACCCUUUCCCCCAUAGGGGAGAGAAUGGGGUCCCAUGUUCAAUAAGUUCUGGAGGCCCCCCUCCAAGGUUGGCUUAGAGAUAUUUCCCCCCCCAGUGGUCAGCUUUGCCAGGCUGCUGUGAAGAAUUGUUAUCUGGUCAGAGCUGCUUAACUGGGGUGCUCAUUGUGGGCAGUGCUUACCACACUAGGGGCUCCUGGUAAAUGUUGCCUCACCAGCUGGACCAGAUCAGGUGGCCUUGUUUGCCCAAGGCCUUUCUCAGUACUGUGGAAGUCGGGCAAGGAGAGUCCAUGUCCAGCUCCCAGGAGAAUGUAUUUAUGGGCCAGUCAAAGAUCUAUUCCUACAUGAGCCCCCACAGAGCCUCUGGAACUCGUCCUCCACUCCAGGAGGAAAACUCUGUUGCACAUCAUGACGUCAAAUGCCAGGGGAAAGCCUUAACCGAAUUGCACAAGAAAGGAGAGGAGAAAAGAAUUAGCGGCAAUGCACCGGCGAGCACUAUGAAAUCAGAAGAGCAGAAAGGCAAAGAACUGAGGAGGGAUUCUCUGGAGCCCCUUCCAAACCAUAAAACCAUAGCUGCAGGAAACCCCAAAGCCAUGGCGCUGCCCGCCAAUGCUGCUGAUGCUGCCAGCGCGAAGCACGCCCCGAAGAAACCCCCCAAAACCAAGCAGGCCUCGAGGAGAAAAGCUCAGGGAAAAACUCAACAGAAUCGCAAAGUCACUGACUAUUACCCUGUGAGACGGAGCUCCCGCAGAAGUAAAGCUGAGCUACAGUCAGAAGAAAAGAGAAAACUGGAUGAAUUGAUUGAAAGCGGGAAGGAAGAAGGCAUGAAGAUCGAUAUCAUUGAUGGCAAAGGCAGAGGAGUGAUCGCCACCAAACAGUUUACAAGAGGGGAGUUUGUGGUCGAGUAUCACGGAGACCUCAUCGAGAUCACAGAUGCUAAGAAGCGCGAGGCUCUCUAUGCUCAGGACCCUUCCACGGGCUGCUACAUGUACUAUUUUCAGUACCUGAGCAAAACCUACUGUGUGGAUGCCACUCGAGAAACAGAUCGUCUCGGGAGAUUGAUCAAUCACAGCAAGUGUGGUAACUGCCAAACCAAACUCCACGACAUUGACGGCGUGCCUCACCUCAUCCUCAUCGCCUCGAGGGACAUCAAAGCUGGCGAAGAACUUCUCUAUGACUAUGGUGACCGCAGCAAAGCUUCCCUGGAAGCCCACCCGUGGCUCAAACACUGAUCCGUGCUUCACUGGACAAAGUCCCCUUGAAGGGAAUUAGUUUUUUGGGGGGGUUUUUUUACACCUAAUCUUAGUGGAUUACUUCUGAUGUUUUUAAAUCUAUUAAAAUGCCUUUUCACUGUAGUAUUUAAAAAAAAAAUCUGCUGCAGGUUCCCUCCCCGGCAGGCUUGCGCAGAUGGCCUUAGGUUACCAAAACCUUUUCUAUUUCUAGUUCUUUUGUAUGUUUUUGCAAACAGACAAAUCUGGGCUUCCCAUGCAUGCAGUCAAAGACUUGGUGCAGGUUUUAUAGGGAGAUGAAAAUCCAAAUUGUGGACUUGAGUAGUCCCACUGCCUCCCACUACAUACAUAGCAAUGACUUUCCAUAUGAGGAAGCAGGACAGGAUGGAACAUACCUGCCUACUUUCCUCUUCUCCAACUUCUUGUCCUAAUAAUGACUUGACAUGUGUACAUAUAUAUAUAUAAUAUAUAUUUUUAAUGUUUCAUAACAGGCCAGUCCCUUCCCCUCCCCACCCUUUUGCUUUUGAAAGCUUCCUGUCCCCGAACCACCACCACCACACAUCCCACUCAUCGCUGCUCUUUUCUCAGGCUGCCCCAUUUGGGGUACCAAUACCCUUCCCGGCCCCCCACCCCCCAGCUGCUCAUCCUACCAGACAUGGGCAGGAAAAAGUCUCUGAAUGCCAUUCCCACCCUUCCUCCCCUCUCCCAGAGCAGGGCUUCCUAAACCGGGGCUUAAUCCUCUAGAAAUGUGAACACUGAAUUUAUUCAAUAAUAACUACUUAGAUGUAUUAUAAGUUAUUGAGCGAGUCAAGUUGCUGAGUUCUUGUAGAAGAAAUUCAAGAUGGUACUUUAUACUUUAUUCUGUUUGAAAACAUUUCUCUAGCGGGACCAGAAAUCUUCCCAUCUUCCUCUUCUCCAUCACCCCUACAUACCUGGUUUUUUGUUUGGUUUGAUUUUGGGUUUGUUUUUUCUUUUUUUUUUCCCUGGAUAGAAUCAGCAAGAUUCGCUUAUGCUUUAUAGCAGGUAACCUGGUGGGUUUCCUGAGUACACAGCUAUGAACUGAAAUAGAUGUCUCUUUGAGAGAGAAAAGUAGGAGCCCAGCCUCUGGUGGGUCACAGUGUCCUAGGCAUUCCAGCAAGGGGGCAAGGGCUUCAGGCUCAGGGCUGAAAGAGGACGAGAUGGGACUUCUGGCUUCAGCUGAGAUGGGGAGGUGGCUUGUCCCUCUCACAGAGCAGAGCCGAUGACCAUUUCAGUCAGCGGCCAGGGGACUGGAGUGGGUGAGCAAUGAUGACCUUGGCAGCACGCCCCCCUGGCUGCAGGGAAACCUGAAAUGGGGAAGAACAAACAGGGCUCUCCCCUCCUCCUUUCUGUUCCCCUCGGCUUUGUCAUGGUGCUACCUAAGAAAGUCUUCCCCUCACCUUCCCUGGUCAUCAGGGAGUUGGAGAAUCAAUCAGAUGGGCGUGUGUCAAUGUGAGCUUAUUUGUCUUGGUUGUACCUGUUUGUGGUUAAGCCUUGAAUUUUAAAAGCAAACUUGAAGAGUAUUUGCCUCUGUAAAAAAAAAAAACAAAACAAAAAAAAGGAUAAAAAAAUUAAAAUAUUUAUUGCCAACUGCCUCCUAGAUUUUGUUUUGUUUUUCCAACUCUUAUAAGACCAUGGAUGGGUAGGAAUGACUGAAACUCCAAAACCUUGGUGGUUUUUUCUCUAGUUUGCAUAGAAAUUUGUUGGGGCAUGUUAUCUAUUGAAAAUGAAUUGAGUUGGUAUUCAGAAAGUUUUCUUAUAUCUGCUUGUUCUUUAACCAAACCUAGCAAGCUUUGGGAUUCAUGAGAUCAUGGAAUGUCAGAGCUGGAAGGGUAGAGAAUGUUGGCAGCCAGGGGAUGACUCCUUAAGACUGUAGGGACCUUGUUUGUCAUCGUAUCCAUCUCACUCCCACCCCCAUUUUCAGGUGAGGAAAGUGAGACUUGAGGAGAAAAUGAUCCAUACUGGAUGAGUAGCCACGGUGGUUCUCGAACCUGGAUCUUUGGAUUCCAGACCCGAGAAUGCUGUUCUAUGCCCUUCUCGUUUUAGUUAUUUGUGGAUAGACCAUACGCCCCUUCCCCACACCCCUCCUAGUACUAAGCGCUUAUACGAAAACAAUCUGGACAGCAUUGAAUUAGCUCUCAGUUUGGAGUCAGAAGAUCCUAGAUUUAAAUCAUGGCUCUCAUGAUUGUGGCCUCAGUAUCUGCAAAUGGCCUCUAAGUCCCUUCCAGGUCUAAAUCUAGGAUCCUACACAGACAGUUUUCACCCCCUUUUCUUCUACUGAGAGGAGAUAUAUUUGUUUUAUUAUUUGCUAGAACUAAUGGUAAUUUGGGGGGUUGGUUUAUUUUUUUCACAAUUAACCAGAAUUCAACUGUCUUUGUUUAAUUCUUUUUAUUAACAUUAUUGUUAGUGUUGUGUAUAUUCUUGUGGUUCUGCUUUUUUUCAUUCUGUGCUAUCUUAUAGACGUUUUCCCAUGUUUCUCUUCCUCAUUUUGUAUAUUUUUGGUGAAGGGGGGGAAAGUAGUCUGUACUUGCCAUAGACUGCAAGCCAGUACAUGACUACAAUAUAAACUCCCUGGGAACAGGGAUUGUCUUGCUUUUUUUUUUAAUCAGUAUACUUAGUACCAUUCUCAACACAAAGUAGGCACUUUUUAAAAAAUGCUUCCCCCCCCCCCCCAUUUCUUCAUUCCUAGAUGAAGCUUCCCUUUGGAGUAGGUGCCACGGACUCCCCCAUUUCUGGUCCCUCUUGUACCAUACCAGGCCUUCAGCCCAGGCCCCUGACCUGUGGCAGCCCCACCAGCUGCUGCUUUCGUAAGGGCUCCUUUGCUUGUCUUCAUUGUCACCCUGGCAGAGACAAUGAGCUAUCUCUACUCUGUCCAUAUGAGAAAAUCCCAGUCCUUCCCUAAUGUAACAGAAACAUGUUUGUGCCUUUGGAAAGCCACGGGUGGCUCCGAGACCUUUUGCCUAGGGCUGCUUCCUGUCUACUUGCCAAGUGUAGCUAUGUACUAGUCUUUUUCUCCUAGAGCCUCCGGCUCCUGGAGGGGACAUGGCACAUUUGUGUAUGACAAUCAUCAUCGUCCUAAUAGGCUACGUGGCAUACUAGAUAGAUGGUUGGCCUUGGCUCCAAGAAGAUUUCAGCCCAAAUCCUGCCUCUGGGUGACCUGGCUAACUUCGCAAUUCUUUAGGCCACUCUAAGGCCAUAAAUUGCAGAAAAAGGGCUGACCUGCAUAGAAUACCCUUAUCCAGGAGUUCCACUGUGCCAGUAAAAUCACUGGUCAAUCCUUCCUAUUUCUAUCCUAAUAAUAACUCCUUUAAGGACGUCAGUGACAAAAGGCCUCACAUGUACUACAAAGAUAGUCAUGACAGUAUUUCUGGUUCUGGUAGCCCAGACCUAGAACUAACAAGGAUACCUAUCUUUCGGGAAAUGACUGAGAAAAUUGUGGUAGAUGAUUUUACUAAAAUAUUGCACUAUUAGGAAUGACAAAUCUGAGGAAUUCAGAAACUUGGGAAACUGGAUGAACUGAGACAGAAGAGAAAAAAAAAUUGAAGCAAGAAAGCAAUCUACAAAAUGAUUGUAUUGCUUUAAAUGAAAACAAAAAUAAAAUGCCACCAAACUCAGAAUAAUUGCAGUGAUCAAUCUUGUUCCAUAGAAAAAAGGAACUCACUCAAAAUCAGGAAAAAGCCCCAGGGGCAGGACUUCCAAAAAUCCAUUUAAAUAUCAAAUUAUUAAGAUAGGGCUGGCCCAAAUGAUCUCUUUUUCUAGGUAUUUAUCAGGGAUUUGUUGUUGUUGUUAAUAAUUGUUCUAAUUUACAGUUGUUAUGCAUAUUCUUUUUUAAAAAAUAAGAAUAUUUCUCCCUCGUUGAUGCCACCUCCCCCUUGUUUUUCCCACCCCCGUGAACAAUUAUUAAAAGUUUCUUCUUAGUAAAGAAAGAGUAGUGACCAUGAAGAUAGAAUGUUGCAUACACUAUCAGUUAUUGUUGCUUUGUUAGCUGGUUUUGUUCAAUUUUUGUUCUUUGUUACAAGGGAGGAUUCAGUUCCGGGCAGAGUAUAUUGAGAAAUGAUUUCUGAUGUUAAGAAAAAAAGCAUAAAUAAAAGUCGGUAGUUGGUAAUGUUAUAUUACUGUACUAUGUAAAACAAUGGGUAUGAAGAUUUCAGAAAAUCAUUGGAAGACUUAUAUAAACUGAUGCAGAAUGAAGUAGAAAACUAGGUAGAUAAUAUGCAUAAUGAUGCAAAUGGAAAGAACAAAAAAAUAAAUAAAUAAAGCUGAAUGCCGUGUAAUUUUAAUGACCAAACCGCCCCAGAGGAGAGACUCUGGGCCUUGGAACCGAUAAUUCAGUAUCGAUUCUAAGAAGGUAAGAGUUUUUAAAAAGCAAAAAAAAUUAUAAGUACCUCCUUGCAAAUAGGGGACAGGGGGGAGCUCUCAAUGUGGAACAUUGAAUAUACCAUAUAAGGACAGAUUUGGUUGAUGAGGUCAAAAGUUUUGCCAAGCUGCUUUUUUUUUCUUUAUUUCAAGAUAAAUGGAUUUAUUUGGAAAUGAAAGUGAUGGUAAAACAAAAGACAGCCUUGAAUUUACAAAGAUCAAAGUCAAGGACUGGAGGGGGAAGAAAAAUUCUGGAUAUUCUAGGUGGGAGCUAGGUUGCAGGUUAACUGCCAGCCCAGCAUGAGAUGUUUGUAUGUUAUCUUAGAGAUAACAAGAAAUUGUUGCAUUUUUUAAGCAGGGGAAUGGCAUUCUCAAUACUGGAAUGAUUAAGCAGAUUAUGGUAUGUGAAUAUCGUGGGAUUAUUUUGCUAAAAGAAAUUUAAAAAUACAAAGAAAUGUAAGAAGACUUUAAUAAAUGUGCAGAUGGGAAUGACUUGGAAAGAUUUUAGAAUUCCAAUUAGUGCAAUGAUAAACCAGAGUCCAAAAGAUUGUACAUUAAUCAUGCUAUUUACUUCUUGCAAUGAUAAACCUAAAAUUUAGAAUGAGUCAUGUAUUUGUGGCUAUGGCCAUUGUGGGGAUUUGUUUUGAUGGACUAUGGAUAUUUGUUCUUUAGGUUUUUUUUAAUUGUUCAUUUAAGAAUGUACAUUAUGACUUUGUAAAUUAGGAGCCAUUAGGAGCCAAGCCAUUUACAAUCACUUUCAGCCAUCUGGGUUUGACAUCUUGCCAUCCAUGUAGAGUACCUUCCCUCUUUCCCUCCCCUCACCCCCAUUUUCUAUCCUUUGUUUGGGGAAUAGUUUCUGUUGAAACUAUGCAGAUAAAAAUUUUCUACUAAGGACUGCUUUGUCUGCAACUCAAGAGUUUUCAUAUAUUGUAUCAUGAUUGUUUUCUUUGAUAAAAUUAUUUAUUGUUAAUAUGACUUGUUGUUGACCUCCACAUUUUUAAAGGAUUAUACUAUUUAGUCUCUACUUGGGGCUGAAUCCCUUCUUCAAAUUUCUCUUAUUGAUUAUAAUUUUUAUUGCAUUGUGGUCAGUAAAGAAUGUGUUUAAUAUUUAUGCUUUCUGCAUUUUUAUGAAUUCUUUAUGCUUAGCACACGGUCAGUUUUUUAAAGUUACAAUGUAAGACUGAGAAUUAUGUAUGCUCCUAUUGAUUCCCAUUCCUUAAUGGCCAGAAGUUUAUCUAACUCUUCUAAAAUUCUAUUCAGAUCCUUGACUUCAUUCUUACUUAUACUGUUAUUGGGUUUGUCCAGGUCUACCAUUGUUUCUGGAAAGGAUCUGUCAACUAACUGCUCUGUGACUCCAUUCAUCAUGCUUCCUAAACCAAAACGGGCUUCCUUGGCCACCUAGAUGUAUUGUCUCUUAUUAUUCGAAUCUGAACUCCUUGAGAGUUGGGACUUGUCUUGAUUGUGUAUUUGUAUCCUUGGUGCUUAGCAUAAUGCUUAGUACAUAAUAAGAGCUUAAUAAAUGCCUUUUCUUUCACUCAUUCAA
Monodelphis domestica (gray short-tailed opossum) is the source of this 8016-nucleotide messenger RNA. RefSeq names its product lysine methyltransferase 5A (gene KMT5A). Gene Ontology annotation, cellular component: polytene chromosome; nucleus. NCBI's taxonomy places the organism in Eukaryota, Metazoa, Chordata, Mammalia, Didelphimorphia, Didelphidae. Gene Ontology annotation, biological process: regulation of transcription by RNA polymerase II; regulation of DNA damage response, signal transduction by p53 class mediator. Gene Ontology annotation, molecular function: histone H4K20 methyltransferase activity; transcription regulator activity; protein binding. The record is from RefSeq and is a predicted model, not a curated record.